AUGGCCUUCUUCUUCGUCGUCGGCACCAAAGACUUCACAAGCCCCUUGAAAGGCUACGAGGGAGUCACUGCUCAGUGUCAAAACUGUGGAAACUGGUCGGCGCAUCCAAUUCAAUCGUGGGACUGGUUCACCUUCUGCUUUGUCCCUGUGAUCCCGCUCGGAGGGAAACAUCAAGAGCUCGCCUGCCCUAUCUGCAGAUUCCGUCAAGACAUGAGGAAUCGACCUGAUGUCGGCUCGAUGCAGGGUCAGGGACCUAUGAUGCCUCCACAAGGACCUCCGCAGGGAUGGGGCGGCCCUCCCCCAGGACAAGGACAGAAUUACAAGUGA
This is a messenger RNA of Fonsecaea erecta, 327 nucleotides long. RefSeq lists its product as hypothetical. The coding region runs from base 1 to 327 and encodes 108 amino acids. NCBI's taxonomy places the organism in Eukaryota, Fungi, Ascomycota, Eurotiomycetes, Chaetothyriales, Herpotrichiellaceae. The transcript is spliced from 4 exons. The record is from RefSeq and is a predicted model, not a curated record.